AAUCUGAAGUAAAUCACUAAUAUUACUAUUAUCAACAACAGUAUGGUUAAUAUGCAUACAAACGUCCAAUGAGCGAGUUAUCAAUUUAACGCUUGUUACCUGCAAUCAUGCUCAUUGUUUUAUUUAUAUUUACCUUUCAGAAUUAAUUACUUGCCGAAUAUUUGCGCGUCGUCUGUGGUGAGUUGUGAAAAUGCAAAUAAAAUGAUUUUUUUUUCUUGAGUUUUCGAUCGUAAUUUGAGUCGGUCGUGGCUAUCAACAGUUUGUUUUUCCACUUUUGUGAAUAAGUGAAUGUGUGCCUCGUGACGAUCAUGGUGUUUGAUGUGCUCGUGCGGCGUUUCAGCUUCGUUAGGACGAGUGAAUUGAUCGCGCUGGUGGCCAUCUCGACGACGCUGUUUCUGUUCUUGCACACGCGCGACUUAAGUACGCGACUGCGCGAGAUGGAAGUCAGACUGCAGCCGGGCGACGAUGGCGUUUCCGCUAAUCAAAUUAUUUCAGGCGAUAGCGCACCGGAAAAUCACAGCAACAACGGCAACAAGGCGUCGAUGAAGUUCAUUCAAAGUGCUGGCGAAGUAAGUAAAAUUUAUUUACUCAUACAAAUGAAAUUAACCGCUAAAAUUUAUCGAAAUUUACAAACAAAACCAUCAAAAACAUUAUUGUACCCAGUUCUAAUAUUUAUUGAGAUUCUCUUAUAGCUUAUCAAUGUAUAACCUUUUGAAUUGCGUGUAGAUGUCGCUAGGAUGCAUUUAUUUGCAUUAAAUUCCGAUCGCAGUUUUCGCAGCGCAAGAUUUAUGUUUUUAUCAGAGAGUUGCUUGUUUGUUGACUUGUUUCAAGGUGUCCCGAGUUACGAAUACAAAUACCCUCAUUGAUUUCAAUUAAAUUUAACUUUUAAUGUUAACAAUAUCUCUUAAUGCGCUUAUUUGUAUUCAAAUGUAGCUAACUAAAGUAUUUAUUGAAUAAUUUAAAACUUUUACAUUCUACAUAAUCUUCAAAUGCCCAAUUUUCUAUUUAGCAAAUACGUAAAACUUUAAAUUAACAAAUUAAACGAAUUAAACACGAUGUUUAAUUGCGAGUUAUUUUUAGUGAACUUGAAAUGGCCCGUUUUAGUUUACUUUUUUCGUCUUUACAUCGCGAUUCAAUUGCCUGAAGCCAAACAAUGAAUGGAGAGUACUCAUACAAGCUUUUACAACUCCAACGUUUACGACCCACACGCGGCCGGUAAUUAACUUCGAUUUAUUACAGCGUGUGUUCCACUCUUGCGAUUCCAGUGAUGGCAAACAACAAUUAUCACACGCUUCCAACACAAAAUAACAAAUAACGCUUCUAAUUCAAUUUGCUAUUUUCGACACGUUUCGAGCCGAAAAAUGCACUUUCUCCAAACACACCACCAAAUCCGAACCAGUAGUGAGUAACUACUAACCAGUGAGCAAAUAUUGACGUGCGUAUUCUGUCGCCAUCAUCAUUGUUCGGCUCGUUUUCACGUUUUCAGCGUUCGAAUUUAUUUCGUUCGCUAUUUUUUUCAAACUAUUUAUUAACCGUUAUGCCUUAAAUUGCACACACACGCUUAUAAUAGAUGAUCGAAUUGUGGCUGGGUAUAGAAAUGAGGUUAUGUUCGCACGUACGAAUUCGGAGCUGGAUAAUCUCGCGAAGAUUGCGCUCGCACGUCUUAUUUUUUUCAUCCGAGUCGUUGUGUUGUUCUUUCUGAUCGAAAUUGAUCCUUCAUUUUCAUCGCGGUCGUCUCUACGCUCGCUUCUUCGUUAAUUUAUCCCAUCUGUAACGGUACAAUGAAGUAACCGUUUUGUUUAUGUUGAACAAAUAAGCGACGUUUUGCAAUAGAGACGUGCGGAUCGCUGGUGGGUAAUAGAUACACGCGGCUUGCUUUUGUUGAACGCACAUUAUGCAAAAUGGAAAUAAUGAUCGGCUCGCGGUGUUUUGCCCGACUUCAUUAUCUUUAUGGUUCUUCGAUGAAUUUUAAUUUCGCGCGUUUCGAUUUACGACUUAUCGACUUAAUACGUUUAUCUUCGUAAUGGGUUAGCUAUAUUUGGUAUGAGUUUGGUAUAUUAAACUGUGGAAUGUCUGAAAGUACAUAAAUUAUAAUGUGUAGAUGAAGCAGAAAAUUAAAAAGUAUUUUGAUGAUAAUCGUUUUUUUUUUAAUGCUCAUAAAAGUGAAUAGGUAUUUGUGCUAAUUAUUUUGUUUAGCAUUGAUUUUUAAAUUAGAAUUUAAAAACCACUUGGUAUAAAAAUGUUUCUAUGGGUCAGUGAGGCUCAUCCGUGUCAGUAUGAGUUAAAUAUGUGAAUUUUGAGUUCAUUACUAGUAUUUCGAGGUUAAUUCAGUAUUAUUCGGUAUUU
Messenger RNA from Dalotia coriaria, 2346 nucleotides. Its product is annotated as heparan sulfate 2-O-sulfotransferase pipe-like. The transcript is spliced from 3 exons. The coding region runs from base 309 to 692 and encodes 127 amino acids. Lineage: Eukaryota; Metazoa; Arthropoda; Insecta; Coleoptera; Staphylinidae. The record is from RefSeq and is a predicted model, not a curated record.